CGCCACUGCUUCCGGGGCCGAGGUCCCCGGUCAUGUGACCCCAAGAUGGCCUCCCGGCGGCGGCUGGGAGGCUGAGGCGGCGGCGGUUCCGGCGGGUCAGGCCGCACUCCCCGUUCCCGGGCAGGAUGAUCGGCGCGCCCGACGUGGUGGCCUUCGCCAAGGAGGAGGCGGCGGCUGAAGAGGCGGCAGCGGCGCGCGAGCCGGGCCUGCCCGAGGAGUACUCGGUGCCGUUGCUGCCCGCGCCAGGCCGCGGCGCCCACCCGUGGUCCCGGCGGGGCGGCGCUGGGGGCGGCUCGGGAGGGGCUCCGCCACCGUUCCCGCGCGACUUCCUGCUGGUGGCCGAGUUCUCGGAGCAGGUGGGCCCGCAGCCGCUGCUGACGGUGCCGGCCUGGGAGGCGCCGGGCGGCUUCGACCUCAACUACUUCGCGCUGCGCAUCAUGUCGGUGGACUACCAGGCCUGCGCGGCGGGGGCGGCCCCGGGAGGCCCGUACCCGCGACUGCGCUUCGCCCGGGACUCGCAGGUGGUGCUGGGCGACUCCAAAGCGGGCGCCUUCGCCUACGUGCACCACCUGACACUCUACGACCUGGAGGCGCGGGGCUUCGUGCGGCCCUUCUGCCUGGCCUAUGUGUCGGCCGACGAGCGCAAAGUCAUGCGCCUCUUCCCCGAGCUCUCGGCCCAGUUCUCGGGCGCCUCAGAGGCGCUCAAGGCCGGCAACCGCAGGGCCUUCGCCCGCGAGCUGGAGAAGAAGCUGCACGACCUGGACUAUACCCGAGCCGUGCUGCACCGCGAGACCGAGCUGCAGAAGCGCAGCCUGGCCAAGGGCUGCUACUCCAGCCGGGCCAUAGAGAAGGCCAACGAGCUGGCCAGCGUGGAGAAGGCCAUCAUCGAGCACCGCGACCUGCUCCGGCAGAUCCGAUCCUACCCGCCCGGCCGGCGGAAGCAGCUCAGCGGGCCUCCCUGCGAGCCUAGCGGGGAGGAUGCCCAGCUGGAGUUCCCCGUUGAUGAUGAUGCAUUGCCCCUGCCCUGUCCGCCGGGCUCCUCCUACACCCCGAAGCUCAUCCCAGCCAAGUCCAGCAAAUGCUUCGACAAGAAGCUGAAAACCCUCCAGGAACUGUGCGAGGAGCACUCCUUCAGCCAGACCCUCGACCGCUUGCAUCGGAUCGAGAAGAUGUUCCGAGGCGAUGUCUGCCACCUCCUGAUCAGCCGCAUCAGCAGAGCCCUCCUAAAGCAGCAGGCCUUUGCCAGCUUCCUUUUUGAAGACGUCUCUCUCCUGGACGAGGAGCAGCAGGAAAAGCCCUUUGAAGUCGGUCCAGGACAGACCUUGGACCGUCCCAACAUUGCUUGUUUGGAAAGCUGCCCAAGUCCUGAGAUACUAGUCGACCUUGCCUCUUACAAAUCCAGUGUGGAGUCUGUGCUGAUUAAGAUGGACCCAGAGGUUGAAGAGAGUCAAGACCCAGAGGUCCCCCACCCUGUCCCUUACGACAGUGUUGACCUUCUAGAUGUCGACCUGAAAGGGAGCGUCAGCAGUGGCGAAAGCAUUGAAGUUUUGGGAACAGAGAAAUCGGCCACAACUUCUGUGCACUCGGAAAGUCAAUCUGGCUUGCUACAAGCGCCACCCAGCCCCCCUGGAGUGAGAAACAAAGCCGCCAGCAACAGGACCAUAAGCGGGGAUAGCAUUGAAGUCCUUAGCAUCUGCCCCUCGGAGGCCCUGAUCCCAGACGAUUUUAAAGCGAGCUACCCAAGUGCCAUUAAUGAAGAUCCUUACAGUGGCGAAGAAGAGGAAGGCUUCCUGUUUAACCGCGAGUUAAAUCUGGACAGCACUGAAGAGGAGGUGGAGGGCAGCCCUGCACCUGACGCCCCUCCGGGGGAUGCUUCUUGCUGCAUUGGCAAAGAGAGCCCAAACUUUCUUGAGGGUCAAGCCAAUGUGCCUCCCAAACACGACAAUGAGGAUGGCGUGGUCAGCAUUCCCCCACAGCCAUACAGGCCAGGCGAUGCGGGGUUUCAGGUGAACUUCACAGACUGCUCCCACGAUGGGGUCCUGGGGGGCCUCCUUGCCUAUGAACUCGAUCCUCAUUACCUUUGUGACGGCCGAGAGGCCAGUAAAAUGAGCCUCGAUAAAUGCUUGGAUUCCACGAGUUUCAUGAGCAGUGCAGCGUCCACCAACUCCGACAGAACUCCGUCCCCUGCUGCUCUCACGGGAGAAAAGUCCAAGAAGGCCGGGCAGAGCGCCUUGCGCUUCAUCCGGCAGUACCCCUUCGCCCACCCUGCUAUCUACUCUCUGCUGAGCGGGAGGACCCUGGUGGUGCUGGGAGAAGACAAGGCCACUGUAGAGAAGCUCAUCACUGCCCUCUCCAUUUUUGUCCCCAAUUCUGGCGCUUACGCCAAGCCCGUGAAGCACUGGGCCACCUCACCUUUGCAGAUCACGGACUUUCAGAAGUGGAAGCUGGUGGGGCUUCAGAGGUCAACCUCUCCAGGUGGCCCCAACAUGAUGCAUUCUCUCAGCCGGUACAGCCGAUACAUCAGUGUGCUGGACGCCGACCACAAGAUCCUCCGCUGUCCGCAGUACCGAGGGAACCUGAUCCUCCGGCUGGCCGACCACCGCACCCAGAUCAAACGGGGGAGCACCUACCAUGUGCACGUCCAGACCCUCCUCACCCAGCUCUGCUCCAAGGCCUUCCUCUACGCUUUCUGCCAUCACCUCCACCUCCCCAUCCGAGAGGGAGAGACGGAGGACUCUCUGAGCGCACGGCGGGAGAACUUCUUGAAAGUCCAGCUGGGUCUGGCAAACGAGGACCGCAAAGUGGUCCAGUAUCUGGCUGAGCUUCUGAAAUUGCAGUACAUUCAGGAUCCCAUCCGCGGGGUUAGCCCUGUGCUCAGGUUCGAUUACGUGCCCAGCGCUUUGUACAAAAUUUAGGUGGCAUCCAGCCUGUCCUGCCAAUGUCCUUCCCCAUCCAACAUUCGUCUGUGUCUGUUAACAGGCUUCCACGGUUCCAGGACUGUCCUGUGAGCGCGUGGGAACCCUGAGAACGAUAGAGAGUAAAGGGAGAAUCCAGACAUUUGGCACCACUGCCAGGUUGCUCUUAAAAGGCAGGAGAAUGGCAUUGUGCAGAGCGGCGGGAAACCUCCUGAAUGUGGCGGGCAGUCACAGGAGAGCUGGGACACCGUGUUUGUGAGCAAGUUCUUCCUGUUGGAUCGUUUGUAGAUUGGUGGGAUUAUCGCGAGUGCAGUUCCUUGCAUGUGGGAUAAUAUCCCAGCUAAUGUGAAUUAUUAUUUGGGCAAUUGGCUGUCACACUUGAAAUGAAAGAGGCCUUGUUGGUUUUCCCUCUUUUGAGCACAGGGAAACCAAAUAUAAAAUUUCUGAUUUGCUGAGGAGGCUUCAGGGGUGGAAUUCCGGUGGAUGUGAAAUCUGUGUGGCCAGCUGGGGGUGGGCGAUCUGAUUCAAAAGGGAAACUCGCUGUUGCAUUGCACUUCUGAAUGAGGAGUUGCAUUGCAACUCUGAAGACUGUUGAGGUGGUCCAACGUUGAGGAUGUGAAUAUAGGCGGCCCGUGGUUAACAAUCUAACGUGGCUUGGUUUUGGGGCAGGGCAGAGCCUAAAGAUUGCCCAGAGUGUCAGCUACAAUUUUUUAAGCCCUCUUGCGUUUCCCAUAAUCUGACACCCGAGCGUUUUGAACCCCCAAAUUUAAGUUCUAAUGACCAGGCCAGCAUAAGCCCUUCAAAGAUAAAAGUGUUCCUUUGCUCUAGGUGGUGGCUUAGAUCUUGGCUAACAAAAGAAGCUGCUCAAACAGCCCUUAGUUUGAUGGCUAACAAGAUUGCAGAUUGAGAUCUUUGCUGUUUGCCUUUGAAAAUAGUCCAGCUGGUGCUGAAGACAUGCCAGUUUUCCCUUCUGUGGUAUGUCAGGAUUGCACAAGACUGGCUUGAGAAAGCUUUUGGGAGUGAAUGCACUUGGCUUACUCAUUUGAAAAAGAUUUCCAACACAUCAAUUUCUUCUUCCACCCAAUGAAAUGUUUAGGGAGGGGUGGUUGUGUUGCCAGUUUCAUUGAUGUCAUCUGUACUGGCAGGUAGCAGAUUUGCAAGGGAGUGUUCAGUUUCUGGGCCUAUUUAAGGGGUCGUAAAACUUGCCUGCCUAUAAUCCCCAAGAGUUGGCUAGAAAGUGUUAUCUGGUUCUUUAGGCACCAGUGUUUGCAGAGGGCAUCUUUGACUUUAGGACAGUGUUUCUCAACCUCGGCAACUUGAAGAUUGGUAGACUUCAACUCCCAGAAUUCCCCACAUCUUGUAGUAGCCAAGCUUGAGAAAUGUUGCUUUGGGAGACUGCAGCUUGGAAGCCAGCUGGCUCUGCCCAUCCAGGGCCAUGGUGCCUUUGAGAGCAAUCUGGAGUCGCUCCUGCAGACAGGUGGAGCUUGCGUGAGUUGAUCUGGUGCUACUGACUGGCCUGCCUUGUAGCAUUUGUAGACAUAGCACUGCCCUCCCGGGGGUCCCUGGAAAAUAAAGGCCCCCACCUGAGAAUUGUUCCUCUGGUUGCCCAUUCCUGCACCGUCUUUGUCGCUUCCUUCCAAAGCCGCGUUUCUCAUCUCUGCAUGUUUGGUUUUCUGGUUUGGCCCCAGAGCUUUUGCAUAGGCAACGCUUAGGAGGCAGUAAAAACGGGGAGCCUUCAGAGAAAUCCAGGCAGCCGUCGCGCAUCCGUGCUAUUAAGUCACAUCCUGAAGAACUGGACGAAAUAAUAUUCAACACCAAGUGACUGACUUAAAAAAAGUGUAUAUUUAAAAAAGGAAAUUAUUUAUUUGGGCACAACUAUUUUUUGAAAUACAAAUAUAUAUAUAUAUAUAUAUAUUGUUGUAUUUUUUAAAGCUUAUCUAACCCAUGCACUCAUGGUAAAAUUCUUAAUUUUAUUGUGCUUAGUAAAAACUGUCCUGACAGUAUCUUUGGGCUUGUGCAUCUAGUACAGUGAAGGCAACUGUGGAUGAUGGGGAGAUAAACUGCAAGUGGGAAGUAGUCGGUGUCAAAUAUGUUGCUCAGCUUGUCAUUAAAAGUGUCCCUUUCCUUGAACGACACAUCUGCUUUUUGGAAAUGAAGUAGAAUCCAUGGGACAAGCUCAGGUGUGCGAGAGAAAUAAAUCCCCGCAUUGUUUAGCUUCCUGCUUCCCUCCACGGCCAACCACAAGGUUUCCUGGAAGGGCUGUGUGGUGAACGGAAGGCCCACUCCUGCUUAAGUCAUUGUCAUCCCUAUAAAUUGUGGCAAUAAAUUCUGUAACUUAA
Crotalus tigris (Tiger rattlesnake) is the source of this 5254-nucleotide messenger RNA. RefSeq names its product SMCR8-C9orf72 complex subunit (gene SMCR8). The record is from RefSeq and is a predicted model, not a curated record. The coding region runs from base 126 to 2915 and encodes 929 amino acids. Gene Ontology annotation, cellular component: guanyl-nucleotide exchange factor complex. Gene Ontology annotation, molecular function: GTPase activator activity. The transcript is spliced from 2 exons. Lineage: Eukaryota; Metazoa; Chordata; Lepidosauria; Squamata; Viperidae.